CCACAGCUCCCAGCUCCCAGCUCCCAUCCGACUACGCUAGGUACACUACUCCAAUCUGCUGAAUACUCUCAGGCGGUCCACUACACUACUUUUUUGUUCUCUCCACCUCCCAAAAAGCCAUAGUGCAAGGCAUUGCUUGAGACGAGACAAUCUGCCACCGACCAGACAGAAUCUCGUCUAGCUUAUCCCCCCCCCUUUAGCUGCCGGCGAAGAAAACAAAAAAAUCAUCAUGGCCUCCAAGACCAUUACGCUCUCCAUUCGUCCGAGGGGAAAGCCGAUCAAGAAGCUCCCCGAGGAGACCGCGGUUGCUCCCGAAGACAGCACCGAACAGUUGUACAAGAAGAUUGCCGCGUCUGCAGGCACAUCGGUGCAUCGGCUGCGUAUUACCAAAGGAAUCGACGGCAGUGUCGUCGGCAAUGCAAAGAACGUUACCAUUGCGCAGGUGGACCUGCAUGACAAGAGCACCAUUUACGUCAAGGACCUUGGUCCCCAACUCGGCUGGCGCUUUGUCUACAUUAUCGAAUAUCUCGGGCCCCUCUUGAUUCACCCUCUUGUGUACUACUUGCGACCCUACAUUUUCUCUCUGCCUCCCUUUUCCGUGCCAUCUUCCAAGAUUGGUGCGCCAUCCGACUUGCAAACGCUCUCCUGCGCUCUUAUCACACUACACUUUCUCAAGCGCGAGUUCGAAACCAUAUUCGUGCACCGGUUUUCCUUGGCCACCAUGCCCGCUCGCAAUAUCGUCAAGAACAGCGGACACUACUGGCUUUUCUCUGGCCUUUUCCUUGCCCUCAGCAUCUAUCGACCCACCGGCCCCACUGAUUCGCCAUACAGUCCUCUACUCACUCCCCUCGGCAUUGCGCUCUUUUUUAUCGGCGAGCUAGGAAAUCUCUGGACGCACUUGACCCUGCGCGGACUUCGACCAGCCGGCUCCACGGAGCGCGGGGUACCGCAGACAUGGCCGUUCAAGCUCGUCACUUGCCCGAACUACAUGUUUGAAGCGUAUGCCUGGACUGGUGUCUUGCUGCUGACAAGGAGUCUUGCAGCUGCACUCUUCUUGGUCCUGGGUGUCGGUCAGAUGGCCGUCUGGGCAAAGAAGAAGGAAAGCAGAUACCGCAAGGAAUUCGGCGCAAACUAUCAGAAGAAGCGCUUCGCCAUGAUCCCUGGUUUGGUUUAGGAUAAGUUUUCUUUGCUUAUCAGGUGGUCAUUCAGAUAUGCACGAUACCGUAGUUAAUCUUACAGGCGUAGCGAAAAUUGGCGACAAAUAGACAAAAACGAAAAGUAGCGUCGUGAAUUUACAUCUCCCAAGUAUUAGACAGGAUAAGGGACGGGAACACUACAAAAAAUAGUUUGAUACGAGAGUACCGACGGGCAAUCGCUGGGAUAAUGUAAUGUAAUACGUAAAAAUAUAUGCAUAUGCAUUGCGCAACUAUAUAGGCUUAGCCAAAUCUCGGCAGAUCUAUACAUCUCUUCUCCCAAUCC
Messenger RNA from Xylona heveae TC161, 1479 nucleotides. RefSeq lists its product as hypothetical. Gene Ontology annotation, biological process: very long-chain fatty acid biosynthetic process. Bases 230 to 1174 code for a protein of 314 amino acids. Gene Ontology annotation, molecular function: oxidoreductase activity, acting on the CH-CH group of donors. Lineage: Eukaryota; Fungi; Ascomycota; Xylonomycetes; Xylonales; Xylonaceae. The record is from RefSeq and is a predicted model, not a curated record. The transcript is spliced from 3 exons.